Aspergillus saccharolyticus JOP 1030-1 is the source of this 1686-nucleotide messenger RNA. RefSeq names its product GNAT family N-acetyltransferase. The transcript is spliced from 2 exons. The coding region runs from base 52 to 1686 and encodes 544 amino acids. Lineage: Eukaryota; Fungi; Ascomycota; Eurotiomycetes; Eurotiales; Aspergillaceae. The record is from RefSeq and is a predicted model, not a curated record.
CCUUGCGCCAUUCUUAGACAAGAUAAGGACGUCAAUUUAGCCUUUUGAAAAAUGACCAGUCCGAAAAGGAAUGGAAGAAAACCAUUCAGAGGCCGCAAUACGACACCUUGGGCUACGAACAAAGGCGAACAAGCUGCCAGAACUCCGCCCAGUGCGCAGCAGGCCAGCGACCUGCGGGGGGGUGAGCAGAGGAACAGCGAUCAUGGCCCAACAAGCCCUCAAGAAGGAGAGCCGAAAGUGCCGCCACGUGCCCCUUCUGAAGUGAGAGCCGAGCUCAAACGUCUGCAAGACGAGAUCAUCCAAAAAGCCUACCUGAAUCUAGACCGCAUCACCGAUCACGCGCAAGUAGCUAGCCCUGAGUUGCUUGCUGACUGGAGGGUUGGACCGGGAACCAACCCCGAGUCCGCUCGGUACAAGUUUCUGAUGCAACGGCGUAGCGCUGGGCAGAUCGAGGCAGAUCUCAGACCUCCGGCCGCACCCCCUGCUUGGCGUCACGGUAUCACCAGGGACGACCCUGUGUUCCAAGCUCAAUUUGCCUCGCAAUUUCCCCCGUACAGAGACUCCGAGUCGGUUUACCCGAAGCUGGUCGAUGGGAAAGUGGUUUUGACAUCAGAACCUAGCAAGGAGCAAAAGGCAAUGAAGGAGAGACACAUGAGGCGCGACAAGGUGGAUCCUGUGUCCUUUAACGACCCGCCAUAUGACAAUCCUUAUUCAAUGUACGCGAACUGGGACUAUGCCCCUCCAGUCGAUGCCGACAAACUGCAGUGGCGCCGCUCCUUCGAUGCUUGGCUUCAAAGAGCACUCGAUUCCGCUCGUCUCGUGGACAUUAAUCGCAAACCAUUCUUCUCGGGGAAGGCCCUGCCCGACGGGACCCACGAGAUGUACAAACCCAACUGGUCAUAUGAAUGGACCUGGCCGGAUCCGAACGACGAAGAAGGGCGGAAAUAUCAACAUGAAACCAGCCAGGGCUACGUCGACAACCGACUGGUCCGGAUCAAGGAAGACCUGGAGGUGGAACGCCGCCUGGCCAACGAGCGACUGAGAGCCGACAUUCAAUUCUAUAAGCGUUAUCCCAAGCCCGGCGAGACACGAAAGGAUCUGUAUCUGCGUCCGGUCGAUGACAAGGACGUCGAGCAGCUUGCGCGCAUCUUCACUCAUUUCUCUGAGAGAUCCCCGAUGAGCCUGGACGUUGGGGCAAUAAGCGAAGAGAUUGUUCGCACUCGCAUUGCAAGUGUCAAGGAACAUCGAUUGCCAUUCAUCGUGGCCGCAAAAUACCCUGUGCCCGGCGAGGACUCUGAUGCGUCUGAGAAAGUCCUUGGGUUCGCGCUUGCCGUCGACCAUGAUGGGCCCUUUACCACCGGCCAGUUCACGGUCAAGCUCGAGUUCUAUAUUUUGCCCCGGGAGCAGCAACACGGAGUGGGAACGUGUCUAUUAGAUAAGAUGCUUUCGGUACUGGAUGACAGGUACACCCCCAAACGAGGAUACCAUUUCCGCUUCUCGCCCGAAGAUGGCGCUGCCUACCGUCCCGGGGGGUUGCGAAACAUGGCGCGAGUGAUUGUGACGUGCAGCUUUCCCUGGCAUGAGCGUGAUCACUAUCAAUAUAUCCGCACCUGGCUGCAGCGGAAGUGGGGAUUUACCGAGCAAGGCCACUUGCACGGGACGCGAAUCAAAUUUGACCACUUGUGA